AUGGUUAAAAAUACUACUUCUCCAAUAGGAAAUCCAGCUACAGCUCCUGUUCUAGUGCAAAAUGUAGAAAACAUUAUUUCAGAGCAAAAUCCAGUACUAGCUCCAGAAGAUAAUGAACCAAGUGAUUCAGAAUAUGAUACCGCUGAAAAAGAACUGGAUAUUUAUUUUGAAAAAAUUAAAAACCCUUAUAUUAAUAGAAAAUCAGAAGUAGAAAAAUUUAAUGAAGGUGAGGGGUAUUAUGCCGAAGAUAAACUAUUAGCCUUCUUUGAAUCAAUCGAAGAAAAGAUUACUGAUAUUUACAAAAAAGAGUUAACUUUAAAAAGUGAAUUAAAGAUAGAAGAUGAAAUAUUACAAGAGUCAGCUUUAAAUAAACCUCAACUAGGAUUAAUUAAUUUACAAAAUAGAGAUGAUAUUGAAUGUUUUAAAUGGUGUAUAAAUGCAUAUCUCACAAAAGAGGAAGUAAUAAAAGCUAAUAGAAAAUCACACCAUCUUAAUGAAAUUCAAAGACUUAGACAAAAUGCGAAUAUUGCUAAUUUUAAUAAUAUAAAUUUUCUUGCCACACUACAUGAUAUAGACAAAUUUAAAAAAAUUAAUCCUAACUAUGCUAUUAAUAUAUUUAGGCCAGUUUAUAGAGAAACUUUCAGAAAAAUAAUAGUAGAUAUAGACCCAUUACAUAUUUUAGAAUGA
This is a messenger RNA of Diversispora eburnea, 687 nucleotides long. The record is from the annotation of a GenBank genome assembly. NCBI's taxonomy places the organism in Eukaryota, Fungi, Glomeromycota, Glomeromycetes, Diversisporales, Diversisporaceae.